This is a messenger RNA of Pterocles gutturalis (yellow-throated sandgrouse), 994 nucleotides long. RefSeq names its product SSU72 RNA polymerase II CTD phosphatase homolog (S. cerevisiae) (gene SSU72). Gene Ontology annotation, cellular component: nucleus; mRNA cleavage and polyadenylation specificity factor complex. The annotation marks the transcript as partial. Gene Ontology annotation, molecular function: RNA polymerase II CTD heptapeptide repeat phosphatase activity. The record is from RefSeq and is a predicted model, not a curated record. The transcript has 4 exons. Gene Ontology annotation, biological process: termination of RNA polymerase II transcription. NCBI's taxonomy places the organism in Eukaryota, Metazoa, Chordata, Aves, Pterocliformes, Pteroclidae.
CAAACGAGGAUUCAGCGUCCGAUCCUUUGGAACAGGGACUCAUGUGAAACUGCCAGGACCAGCACCGGACAAGCCGAACGUUUAUGAUUUCAAAACAACAUAUGAUCAGAUGUACAAUGAUCUGCUUAGGAAAGACAAAGAACUAUAUACACAGAAUGGGAUUUUACACAUGUUGGACAGAAAUAAGAGAAUCAAGCCACGACCAGAAAGAUUCCAGAACUGCAAAGAUGUCUUUGAUUUGAUCCUAACGUGUGAAGAAAGAGUCUAUGAUCAAGUAGUAGAAGAUUUAAAUUCCAGAGAGCAGGAGACGUGUCAGCCAGUACAUGUGAUCAAUGUGGACAUUCAGGAUAACCACGAGGAGGCAACCCUGGGUGCUUUCCUUAUCUGUGAGCUCUGCCAGUGUAUACAGCACACAGAAGACAUGGAAAAUGAAAUAGAUGAGCUGUUACAGGAAUUUGAAGAGAAAAGUGGAAGGACUUUUCUUCAUACUGUCUGCUUUUAUUAAAGCACAUCUGUCUCCUUGGCCUUAACACAGAUGAGGGAAGCAUGUGUUUAAAGUUCUGAUUAUACUGUAUUUUCCUGGAAAAAUGAAUAUUGAUUUUUUUUUUGUUGUUGUUGUUUAAAAACUCCUUUUCAGUGUCUUUUUUUUUGUUUGUUUCAGGUAUUCUGUCACAGGUAGGCAGAGAUACUGGUUGGGGUUGUACAUAUGAGAUGAUUAAAAGUAUACACAAAGGCCACCUAUUUAAAGAUGAAAAUCAAGAUUUCCUUUAAAUCCUACUUUAAUUAUUACAAGUAGGUUUUAAUUAUAAAGAGAAUGUUUCUUGAAUAUAAGUUUAUAAUGUAUUUUUUCCAGCUUACAAAUUUAUUUUAUUUCAGUUGUGGUUUUUUUUUUUUAUGUUAAUGUGACAGAAUGGCUGAACCUAUGUGAGGAUGUGAAUGGAACAAUGCAAAAUGAGUAUCUGUAUAUUAUUAAAGUUGGAAGCAUCCAAUAAAA